This is a messenger RNA of Fusarium redolens, 1367 nucleotides long. RefSeq lists its product as uncharacterized. Lineage: Eukaryota; Fungi; Ascomycota; Sordariomycetes; Hypocreales; Nectriaceae. The transcript is spliced from 5 exons. The record is from RefSeq and is a predicted model, not a curated record. Bases 399 to 1367 code for a protein of 322 amino acids.
CGCAGCACUUUCAAUGACCGAUCGGAUCUUGAGUGGUAUUUUUUUGUUAUAGAAUUAGACUGAGUUCCUUGACUUGCAUGACUCUGUUGGCGACUGUUCCGCCCUGUUGCCGGUCUCCGGCAUACUCAUGAAUCCGGCACUUGUGGACCCUGGGCAUCGUGAAACCGCUGAAUCAGCGGGAAAUUAAUAGGGUCUAUGACAUCAAUGUCGCAAAGUUCCAACUGAAGCUUGCAAGAGUUCUUGCAGAACUCCACUGCCUCUGGAAUCAUUUAAAAUUCCACUAUGUCUUAUAAAAGCAAGCAAUUCUCUCCAGAAUUCCCAUGACUUUCUCCAGCACAAAAUCUAUCGUCAGAGAAAACCGGCUUUAAUUCCUACCUUUGUUACAACACCGUCUCACUAUGGCUCAACAGAAGAAGACAGUGGUUGUUAUUGGUUCGACCGGCCUUCAGGGAGGCUCCGUCGUUCGAACACUGGCCAAAUCGAAGGACAGAUACACCAUCCGCGGUCUAACCCGGAAUGUCUCUUCCCCCAAAGCAGAAGCUUUGAAGAAGCUUGGCAUCGAAAUGCAUCAAGCCGAUGUCGAUGACCCAGACAGUCUCCGACGAGUCUUCGAAGACGCCCAGAUCAUCUUCGCCAUGACCGACUUCUGGCAACACAUGUCCGCUACCAAAGAAGAAGAACAGGGCAAGCGCAUCAUGGAUAUCGCUGCUGACCUACCUCAUCUCGAACAGAUUAUCUGGGCAAGCUUGCCUGACGCCAAUACUAUCUCCAAUGGGAAAUAUCCCCAUGUCUAUCAUUGGCAGAGCAAGGCAGCUGUAUCGGAAUAUAUCCAGACGGAGAAGCCUGCUCUUUGGAAGAAAACGACUGCGGUGCUGUUUCCGAAUUACUUUGAGAAUUGUUUGACCCAGCCGCGUACCUAUCUGCCCAUUAAGCAAGAUGAUGGGACUUAUAUGAGAUCCUUUGUGCUCCCUGAAACGACGCCUCUUCCAAACGUCGCCAUCUCUGAUACGGGAAAUUUAGUUCAAUACAUCCUUGAUCAUCCCGAGGAGUGUCGCGAAAAGAUAAUUGCCUUCUUUUCCGAGGCCAUUUCCGAAGGCGACAAGAUUGAGUCCAUGGCAUCUGCAUACGGCAUCGACAUUCGCUACAACGAGCUCUCUUCAGAGGAGUUUCAAUCCAUGCUGAGAAGCAAAAUGGACGAAACUUGCGCUUUGGACUUUACGGAGCAGCUGUUGAUCUUCCGGGACUUUGGCAUGAUCUAUGCUCGCCCCGAGUUCAUUCAAGCUAGCGAGCUUCCCGGUCUUGAAUUGAUGAAGUGGAAGGAUUUCAUGGCUGCCAACAACUUGGCUGAGUAUAUGACCAGCAACUAA